AUUUAGUAAGCUUUGUAUCGUCGAACUCUAAGGAUUUGUUUUUUGAAGUUUUAGUCAACCAAAAUGGCGGGAUUCGCGAGAGUAAAUGUAAACGAAAGCGUUUGGGAAAUUCCAAACAUAUAUGAGUUGGUCAGACCCCUUGGCGCCGGUUCUUUUGGUCAGGUCGCCAAGGUGAGGCUAAUUGGGAGCCAAAAUUACGUGGCUAUGAAAAAGCUGUUGCAGCCUUUCGAGCAAGAGGAGGACGCCAAGGGAACUUAUCGCGAGAUCCGUUUGUUGAAGCACAUGAAUCACCCGAACGUCAUUCGCCUGCUGGACGUUUUUCACCCGCCUUUGCAGAUGAACGAUUUUCAGCAGGUUUAUCUGGUGACCCAUCUAAUGGACGAGGACCUGCACAGUUUCUCCCACGCAAACAGGAUUUCCGAGUACCAUAUUAGGUAUAUCCUUUACCAAAUAUUACGAGGUCUGAAGUACAUUCACAGUGCCGGCGUCCUUCAUCGUGAUUUGAAGCCCGGUAAUAUUGCAGUGAAUCAAAAUAUGGAGGUGCGCAUACUUGACUUUGGUUUAGCCCGUCUCUCCGCCGAUGAUAUGACCGAUUUUGUGGGGACCCUGUGGUAUCGGGCCCCCGAACUACUCUUCCUCUGGGAUAAGUACACGAAGGCCAUCGAUAUGUGGUCUGUGGGUUGCAUCCUGGCCGAACUUAUAUCCGGUCGUGCCUUAUUUCCUGGAAGAUGCUAUAUGAAUCAACUCGAGCGCCUGCUUGACAUAAUGGGUAGACCGUCGGAUCAGUUUGUCAGCGGAGUAACCAUCGAGCAUGCUCGCAAUUACUUGAGGAUGUACCCGAAUCGGAGAAGAUGUGAUUUCAAUCAGAUGUUUCCGGAUGCCAAUCCUUUGGCCGUGGAUUUAAUGGAGAAAAUGCUCGAAAUGAUACCCGAAAGACGCAUUACAGCCGAGGAGGCAAUGCACCAUCCGUUCCUUAGCGAUUUAAUUGAUCCACGCCAUCAUGACGAGGACGUCGCACCAGCGUAUGAUCAAAACUUUGAAAAUAUGAUACUGAAUGUGAAUUGCUGGAAGGAGCUUAUAACCAAUGAGAUACGAAAUUUCAAACCGCCUCCGUUUUUUGCUGCGGCCUUGGAGAGGGCGUAUGUUCACUGCAUACAAUAAGUUUCUAAUUUUAAGAUAUUGCUAUAAUUUAUGUUAUUAUUGCAAAUUACUAUCUGUAACCUUUAAAAAAUAAUUGUUAAGAAUUAUAUAAACAAGUUAUGCAAGAAA
Drosophila elegans is the source of this 1269-nucleotide messenger RNA. RefSeq names its product putative mitogen-activated protein kinase 14C. Gene Ontology annotation, biological process: protein phosphorylation; intracellular signal transduction. Gene Ontology annotation, cellular component: nucleus; cytoplasm. Gene Ontology annotation, molecular function: ATP binding; MAP kinase activity. Bases 64 to 1161 code for a protein of 365 amino acids. The record is from RefSeq and is a predicted model, not a curated record. NCBI's taxonomy places the organism in Eukaryota, Metazoa, Arthropoda, Insecta, Diptera, Drosophilidae. The transcript has a single exon.